This is a messenger RNA of Exophiala viscosa, 1905 nucleotides long. Its product is annotated as non-specific serine/threonine protein kinase. NCBI's taxonomy places the organism in Eukaryota, Fungi, Ascomycota, Eurotiomycetes, Chaetothyriales, Herpotrichiellaceae. The record is from RefSeq and is a predicted model, not a curated record. The transcript is spliced from 4 exons. Gene Ontology annotation, cellular component: nucleus. The coding region runs from base 1 to 1905 and encodes 634 amino acids.
AUGAUCAGUACAUCCACGCUCAGAGCCUCUCCCGACCUCGCUUCCCUUUCCCUACGACCUCACGAUGCCGUUGACCGACCGUCUUCACGGGCGCACAAGCCCGGCCCCGAUUCCGACGAGAUUCCUAUAAGAUACUCCACAGAUAGCAUCGUCAACAGUUCGGAGGACGAAAGAGCAAUGCCUUCAGCCUUUACUUCAGGAGUGAACGGUCACAACGGUUACUACAAGAAAGAUUUGCCCAGAUUACAAGCUAUCGGAGAAUCAGAGAACGGCGAUCAAUAUGCGCCCGUGCUCGAAGAUGACCCCUCGUCGUUUGAUCUCGUAGCGCCUCCGCCCGCAGAACAGGAAGAUACCUUCUCGGUGUUGGAAAAGCAGACACAGGCACUCUUUUCCAGAAGCCAUUUGCAGGUCAUCUUCGCGGACCCCGGACUGCUUCUCAAAUUCACGUCUUUUCUCGGUGCUCACAGACCACAGUCCGUGCCGAUCCUCGUCCACUAUCUGGAUUCUCUCAAAUCCCUCCGAGCGAUUCACUAUGCAAAUGCGAUCUGCGAAGGAUUGGAUCCCGUUGAAGGAUUGGACUUUACGCAAAAGCCGGUCAAACUUACUAUCAAUACUACAUUGGAAGAUCGCGCACACAGGGCGUUUGAAGUACUGGUAAACCAAGAGCUACCAGCAUUCAUCGCACACCAGUAUAUCCAGGUUGUCAGUGCUAGCGUAACUGCGAGAAUCACUGGUGCUCUUUCGCCUCUUCUGAGAGAGGCUUCGGACGGGUUGGCGGAAGUGUUUUGUUUGACGGAUCCAUCACGGCAGGACAAUCCGAUCGUAUUCGCAUCCGAAGAAUUCAACCGGAUCACGCAAUAUGGCAUGAAUUACAUUGUUGGUCGCAAUUGCAGAUUUCUGCAGGGUCCCAUGACAAACCCACUCAGUAUCAACAGAAUACGAGAUGCAAUCAAGGCUGGCAAGCAGCAUCAAGAAGUCGUAUUGAAUUACCGGAGAGAUGGCUCUCCGUUUGUAAACUUACUUCUGAUUGCACCGCUUGCUGACAGUCGCGGCGUUGUACGAUAUCAUAUCGGAGCACAAGUCGACGUCAGCGGACUGGUCAAGGACUGUGCAGAGAUGGAGUCACUUCAAAAGCUGAUGGAACUUCGCGCUCGAGGCGAGGAUCCGCCACUACCGGAAAAGCCAAACCCGGAGAAGAACGAUGAAUUGCGCGAAUUGAGCGAAAUGCUCAAUCAAGGAGAGCUCAAUACCAUCCGCCGGUACGGAGGGAGGAUGCAUCGUGAAGUGGCCGAUGAGGAUCUCGAGAGUGUUAGCUCGCAGCAACCGCGACUGUUGCUAAAAGACCCGGACACAAUGACCCCACCUGCGGGUAGCAUCAAUGGCAGGUUGACUGGUGUCUAUCAACACUAUCUACUUGUCCGGCCAUACCCUUCCUUACGCAUCCUCUUUGCCAGCCCUACACAGAGACUGCCUGGUGUCCUACAAUCGCCCUUCAUGAACAAAAUUGGCGGAUCGAGUCGUGUCAAAGAGGAGCUCACAGCAGCAUUUGCCGAAGGCCGAGGCGUCACAGCAAAAGUACGAUGGAUCAGCAGAGGCGACGAGCAAGGCAAGAACAAGUGGAUCCAUUGCACGCCUUUGGUAGGCCACCAUGGUCAGAUUGGGGUUUGGAUGGUUGUCAUUGUCGACGACGAGCAGAGCAAUGAAAGAUGGUCACAUGCAGCUGGACGGCUACCUCCGUCCGUGGCCACACCCGAGAGACCACGGACCCCGGGUAGUGGACUGAACGGCCAGAGAGUAUUCAGCCCAACUCAAAACAGCUCCGCCAACAUGAACGGGUCGCAUUAUGAGCAUAAUGGUAGUGGCAGUGCAGGGAGUGGCAGCGUCACAAGUUUCAGAAUUGGUUGA